AUGUACCGAUUCGCUGUUCUGCUAGUGGCCCUCGUUGCCAGCGGUAGCCUUACGGAAGCACUGACGACUCACCCAUGCUCUAAUGGACGACCCCAUGCCCGCAAUGUGCAGAUCUCAGGAUGCACAGCGAUGCCCUGUAACCUGGUUCGUGGUAGCGAUGUCAGCAUGGUUGUAGAUUGGACAGCACCACACCCUGCCCAAACGCUGUCGUAUCGUGUGGUGGCCACGGCCCUCGGUAUCACCGCUCCUUAUGAGUUGCCCCCGGACCGUGCUGCCGCCUGCAACUGGUUGACCGGUUCUGCAUGUCCCAUCAGUCAGGGUGAAGAUAUCGUCAGCACUCUCAGCAUGCCGGUUCUGCCGAUCUACCCGUUGGUUUCUCUACGUAUUGAAGUGAGCAUAUUGGACGAGGCGACCCGUACACACGCGUGCUUCGAAGUGGAGGCUCGUGUGGUUGUAGCUUAA
Molecule: messenger RNA, 462 nt
Organism: Anopheles moucheti
Lineage: Eukaryota; Metazoa; Arthropoda; Insecta; Diptera; Culicidae
Exons: 2
Coding region: 1-462 (153 amino acids)
Biological process (GO): intracellular cholesterol transport
Molecular function (GO): sterol binding
Source: RefSeq, a predicted model, not a curated record